GCAGGGCUGGCCCACCCCCCUGCCGCCAUGGCUGACUCCCCCUUCCGCCUGCCCCGCACCUGGUGGCAGGCGGCCCAGGACGCCCUCCGCGAGACCAUCCGGCUGGACCUGGAAGCCGCCUUCUACUUCACUCACUUGAUUUUGGUCUUCAAGUCACCCAGGCCGGCUGCCAUGGUGCUGGAGCGCUCCCAGGACUUUGGCAAGACGUGGAUGCCUUACAAAUACUUUGCUGCUAACUGCUCGGCCACCUUCGGGCUGGAGGAUGACGUGAGUCAGAGAGGAGCCAUUUGCACUUCCAGAUAUUCGAGUCCAUUCCCCUGCACCGGAGGAGAGGUGAUAUACCGAGCCCUGUCGCCGCCUUACGCCGCAGAGGACCCAUACAGCAUGGAAGCCCAGGCGCAGCUGAAGAUCACCAACCUGCGGGUGCGACUGCUGGAGCGGCAGGGCUGCCCCUGCCUCCCGGUGGGCCCGGCCCCCUGGCCUCCGCAGCCCUCACCACCCCUGCACUAUGCUGUCUAUGAUUUCAUCGUGAAGGGCAGCUGCUUCUGUAAUGGCCACGCUGACCACUGUGUCCCUGUCGAUGGAUUCAAGCCUGUCAAGGCAGCUGGUGUUUUCCAUGUGGUCCAUGGGAAAUGCAUGUGCAAGCACAACACAGCAGGGUCCCACUGCCAGCACUGCGCCCCGCUUUACAACGACCAGCCUUGGCAGGCUGCCGACGGCAAAACCGGAGCCCCCAAAGAGUGUCAGUCAUGCAAGUGUAAUGGGCAUGCUGACACUUGUCAUUUUGACAUGGAUGCGUGGCUGGCAUCGGGCAAUCGCAGCGGUGGUGUCUGCGACAGCUGUCAGCACAACACAGAAGGGCAGCACUGCCAGCGCUGCAAGCCAGGCUUCUACCGGGACCUCAGAAAGCCCUUCUCUGCCCCAGAUGCCUGCAAAGCUUGCUCCUGCCACCCCCUGGGAUCGGCCAUGCUCCCCCUGGGACCCCGCACCUUCUGUGACCCCAGCACUGGUGACUGCCCCUGCAAGCCCGGCGUGGCAGGGCCCCGCUGUGACCGCUGCCUUCCUGGCUACUGGGGCUUUGGUGCCUAUGGCUGCCGCCCCUGUGACUGCGCCCACAGCUGCGAGCCCCGCACCGGCGACUGCCGCAGCAGCAGCUCAGAUGUCACCUGGCACCACGAAGCACCUCCUUUCCAGGCGGUGCUCAACGAGAGCGAGCCUGCCUGGGGCUGGGAGGAUGAGCAGGGCUUCUCAGCACUCCGACAUUCUGGUAAAUGCGAAUGUAAAGAGCAAGUUUUAGGGAAUCCCAAGGUCUUCUGCGGGAUGAAGUACACCUACGUGAUCAAGACAAAGAUCUUGUCAGCUCAUGACAAAGGCUCCCAUGCAGAAGUCAAUGUGAAGAUCAAGAAAGUCUUGAAAUCUACAAAGCUGAAGAUCCUCCGGGGCAAGAGGACACUCUACCCAGAAUCCUGGACUAACAGAGGCUGCACUUGUCCCAUUCUCAAUCCCGGCUUGGAGUACCUUGUGGCAGGACACGAGGACAUCCGAACGGGCAGACUCAUUGUCAACAUGAAAAGUUUUGUCCAUCAGUGGAAGUCAGCUCUCGGAAGAAAGGUCCUGGAGAUUUUGAAAAGAGGCUGCAACUAG
Molecule: messenger RNA, 1644 nt
Organism: Pterocles gutturalis (yellow-throated sandgrouse)
Lineage: Eukaryota; Metazoa; Chordata; Aves; Pterocliformes; Pteroclidae
Gene: NTN4
Product: netrin 4
Exons: 9
Biological process (GO): basement membrane assembly; cell migration; substrate adhesion-dependent cell spreading
Cellular component (GO): laminin trimer
Molecular function (GO): protein binding
Source: RefSeq, a predicted model, not a curated record